Messenger RNA from Cercopithifilaria johnstoni, 1575 nucleotides. Lineage: Eukaryota; Metazoa; Nematoda; Chromadorea; Rhabditida; Onchocercidae. The record is from the annotation of a GenBank genome assembly.
AUGAACAGAUCAGUGGGAGAUUCUAGCAAUAUAUUACAAGCACAAGCAGACAUCAAAACUGUUACGGGCAGUGAUUCAUCACGAAAAGCUACCAAAAAAUUCAUUUCCAACAUUGAAAUGCAAAACAAUCAGCAAAUGGAGACGAUCAAAGACAAGGCGAAGGAUAUUACCGUCACAUCUGCUCUGAUUGUUCCGGAGCGAGGUUAUAGUUGGUUUGUAGCAUCCAUCAUGGUUGUCGCGGAUAUGGUUGGCGGAGGUAUAGUGGCCAUGCCGGCUGGAUUUCAUGAAACAGGUAUGGUUCUUGGCUGUCUAUUUAUGGCAUUUAUUGCCGUAUUCUUCACUAAUAGUGCUUAUCUCUUAUCUGAAACAUGGAGUAUUAUGAGAGAUCGAUGGGUUGUUUACAAGGCACACUGUCGUCAACCGUAUCCCGAAAUUGGUAUGCGUAGUUUUGGACCUAAAAUGAGGACUUUUACCUCUAUCUGUGUUAACAUUACGCUGUUCGGUAUCACUACGGUAUAUGUUAUUCUGUCGUCAAGCAUAUUCCACAAAGUUCUGAUCUACUUCGGUAUUAGAAUACAUUUCUGCCUCUUCCUAAUAAUCCUUGCCAUACUAAUCUGGCCGAUUACUUUUCUUCGAUCGCCAGCUGAUUUUUGGUUUGUUGUGGCCGUGUCACUUUUCUGUACUGUCGCUGCAAUUGUGCUAAUUUUGAUUGGUGUUAGUCUUGAUUACAGUUCAUGCAAAUCAUCAGCUGUCUAUAAACCACCAACCUUUCAUUCCCUCUACAGUCUUGGCACAUUUGUAUUUGCCUACAGCGGUCAUCACGUAUUUCCAACGAUACAACAUGAUAUGCGUAAACCAAAAGAAUUCACAAAAUCUAUCGUGGUUGGAUUCAUCUGGACCGGUUGUCUGUAUAUCCCAUUAUCCGUGUAUUCUUAUGCUGUCUACGGUCAAAGUAUGCGGAAUUCAGUGAUUGAUUCGCUCCAAACAACUUGGAUUCGACAUGGAGCUGACCUGGCAGUUGCAUUCCACUGUGUCUUUACUAUUAUCCUUACCAUCAAUCCAAUCAAUCAACAAUUUGAAGAUAUUUUCCAUGUUCCACACAAGAUGUGUUGGCAACGUGUUGCCGUUCGUACCGGACUUUUGGCAUCCAUAUUAUUCGUUGCCUUAUCAGUUCCGAGUUUCGGUUCAAUUAUGGAUUUGAUCGGAAGUACAUCUAUCCCAUUUACCUGCAUUAUAUUGCCAACUUUGUUCGGUCUUUCUCUUAAAUCACAGCGAUACAAUGAGAAAACGAAGAAAUGGAAAAUACCCACAUUAAAAGAAAUUUAUGAGAGGACACCACGUCACAUAUUGUAUUGGUACGUGCUUUUGAACGUGAUAACGAUAAUUGCAUCGAUGAUAAGUGCGCUGUUGGCAAUCAAAGCGAUGGCAACUAUUCGAUUCGUUCCACCCUGCUUUAUACAACCUUUUCUCGAAUCAGUACACCAUCAAAAUACCACUACAAUUUUAUUGAACUGUUGUGGACGAUAUUUAAAUAUUACACGGAAUCCUGAAAUCCAGUGUUUGAACCAUAAUUGA